CGAAAAGCUUGACAGGAGAGAAAAUAAACCAACGAGUGCAGCUAGCGAGAACUUAGCUUUAGCUUCUGCCUCUGUGAACAAUGUAUGAAAGAAUUAGUUGAAGAUGAGGGCUCUCCAGCUACCCCCCCGGACCCAUGAUUGGCGGAACCUUCUACAAUCCCCCCUGGCAAGUUUAUCACUUAGAAGAACUAACGCACGAAAAAAGGCUGUGACCCAGUAAUUAUGUUUUAACUUCAGCGUAAUCGGAAUCGGAAACAUAAACUUAAAGAGCAGAAAAAUUGCAUUCUGACCGAGCCUUUCGUUAUAAUUCUGGUGCUCGAGAACAAGGUCCUGCUCCUGUGCUGUACACAGCCUGAUCAAAGCCGCUACGACGUCGGUAGAGACGAUGUCUUCCACGGAGACCGCCAACAAGCUAAAAAUCGCGCUGCUCAAGCACCCCUACAGAAAGUACAUGCAAUGGCAGCUCUCUCGCGUAGCACCAGAGCUGGUCAUGGUACAAGUCAACAACGACGUGAAGAAGGUACUGCCAGGAAAAAUUUCUUCGAACAUUGAAAGUCGUGGUCGUAUUUGGGUAUUCAGGUCAGAUCAUCAUGUAUGAUCCUUUGUUUACUUUUCCAUAAAAGCAAAACGUAAAUGAAGAGGAUUGGCACAAUUCCACAACCGCAGGUACAUUCCCAGCAGACACUGCUGACGUCGUGCCACAAGGAUUUUAAGAAGAAAGUGCCCUUCAAUUGCCGAGCCGGGAUAUGUGGGGCCUGCGAAGCGAACGUGGCCUACGGGCCGAGGGACCGUUUCCAAGUGCAGAGACUGUGCUGGACUCCGGUAAAGGAGGGGGCUCGCGUGCUUACACUAGACCAGGCCAUGAUGAACUUUCGCCAGGGCACUGCAGACGAAUAGCAAACGGCGAACAGGACCGUCGUUAGUUUGUUUUUGCUCGGGUCCAGCUCCAGCUCGUGAAGGUCCCUGAUUGCUAUGGGAAUAAAUAUUACGUGCCACUUUGUCGACAUCAAGUGUACCGCGGGAGUUCUUCUUGCACUCACACGGGUGCUGCAGAAUUAUGAUGAAAUCGCAACCUGUCUAUUUUCCGCAAGAACUUCUACCUCACGGGUUCCGGGGUUGUCAAAGGCAAUGACAGCAGUUGCGGCCGCUGUUUGACAAGAACAGACACGUACAGGAGCUCAUGUUCUCACCUCUUCCUUCGCCGGCUACUUUGUAAAGAUUUUAUUACUCGAACUAGUGGCAGUGCCGAGAACAAAAUACGAGAACUCGAAAGCCCCGAAUGCAGAAAGCACAGCACUACAAGGUUGGACGCGCAGUAACCCUGUCCUUUUUCCCUGGUCAUCGCACCAUCUUGCCGCGCAUGGUGUCCUCAGCAGGGUAUUUACUUAAACUCUAACGUAAGAAAGUGAUUUUUUGUGGUGCGUUUCGUAUUCGUUUCAAACAGAAGAAAAAUAUGUACCAGUCCUCGCGGUGACAGGGAAACAAUACUCGCUUGAAAAAUGAUGUACAAAAUGCCGUUCUACUCACCGCUUGCGUUGGCCACAAAUUGCGAGAAGCAUGAUAUUCGUCAUGGAUUCAAAAGGCCUCAUACUCAUAUCAGAGACGAC
Molecule: messenger RNA, 1607 nt
Organism: Amoebophrya sp. A120
Lineage: Eukaryota; Dinophyceae; Syndiniales; Amoebophryaceae
Source: the annotation of a GenBank genome assembly